Messenger RNA from Clonostachys byssicola, 1383 nucleotides. The record is from the annotation of a GenBank genome assembly. Lineage: Eukaryota; Fungi; Ascomycota; Sordariomycetes; Hypocreales; Bionectriaceae.
AUGAGAUCACCGGGAGGGAUACACGCCGCCUUGACGGCCCUCGCUGCAGCAGGAUUUGCUACUGCCGCUACGUCACCCUACAAGAUCGACACUGCCGAUAAUAUCAAACAGGCGGCCAGCACUGUCGCAUGGGACCUCUUACAGUACUACCAUGGAAACGAGAGCGGCAAUGUCCCAGGUAUUCUCCCCGGGCCUCCGCCAGCGGGAGACUACUACUGGUGGGAGGGCGGUGCUAUGUGGGGGACUCUUAUCGACUACUGGGCUUUGACAGGGGACGAGACUUACAACUCGUUGAUAUCACAAGCCAUGCUGUUUCAGACAGGUGAUCAUGCAGACUACAUGCCCAUCAACUAUACGUUAUCGCUCGGAAACGACGAUCAGGGCUUCUGGGGCAUGUCGGCCAUGUUGGCGGCAGAGAACAAGUUUCCUGAUCCGCCCUCCGACAAGCCCCAGUGGCUCGCGCUGGCCCAGGCCGUCUUCAACACCAUGGCUGACCCCCUCCGUCACGAUAGCUCGUGCGGAGGUGGAAUGCGCUGGCAGAUUCCUUCGACAAACAAAGGAUACAACUAUAAAAACAGUAUUGCCAAUGGCUGCUUCUUCAACAUUGGUGCUAGGCUCGCGCGUUACACCAAAAACCAGACGUACGCCGACUGGGCAGACAAAACCUGGGACUGGAUGGUCGGUGUGGGCUUGAUGGGACCCGAGGAUGAAGUAUACGACGGUGGUCAUGUCGAAUACAACUGCACGGACAUCAACAAGGCCGAAUUUUCCUACAACAAUGCCGUCUUCCUCCUGGGCUCAGCCUACAUGUGGAACUUCACCGAGGACCAAAAGUGGAAAGACAGAGUGAAUCAACUCACUGAUCAUGGAAUAGCCACCUUCUUUCCCGACAAUGUUGCGUAUGAGCCAACAUGCGAAGACUACUUCUCAUGCACUACCGAUAUGAAGUCGUUUAAGGGUUACCUGCAUCGCUGGUAUGCAACUGCUACCAAGGUCGCCCCGUUCAUCACCGACAAAGUGCUCCCCGUGCUCCGGCUUUCGACCGAAGCUGCCAUCACCACCUGCACUGGCGGCGCUCUUGGUCGACAGUGUGGGUUUGAUUGGAAGAACCGCACUUUUGACAAUAACAUUGGCGCAGGACAGCAGAUGAAUGUCCUCGGCGCCCUCUCGUCCUUGCUGAUUAACAACACAGCCGGGCCCGUGAGUGCAGAUACUGGAGGAACGAGCCAGGGUAACCCGAACGCCGGUAGCAAAUCAGACACUUUCAAGAAUACUCCGAAGCCAGUGACAGCGGGCGAUAGAGCUGGCGCCGCCAUUCUCACAAUCCUCGUCGUCGGAGCCGCGACUGCACUGUUUACCUGGAUCAGCAUGGGUGAAAAAUGA